Messenger RNA from Cantharellus anzutake, 1920 nucleotides. RefSeq names its product aspartic peptidase domain-containing protein. Gene Ontology annotation, molecular function: aspartic-type endopeptidase activity. The record is from RefSeq and is a predicted model, not a curated record. NCBI's taxonomy places the organism in Eukaryota, Fungi, Basidiomycota, Agaricomycetes, Cantharellales, Hydnaceae. The transcript has 7 exons. Bases 1 to 1920 code for a protein of 639 amino acids. Gene Ontology annotation, biological process: proteolysis.
AUGACGAUGCUGGAGGAACACGGAAAAUGGGUAACACGCGCGAAGAGAAGAGAAACGGCCGCCAUCCCGAUGUAUCCCAUUGCAUCUUCGAACUCCAAUGGAUUGAGACGUACUUGGGAUCUCCAGCAUAAGAAUCUUGUGGCAGUAACUGGUAGCCGAGACUUUUCUUAUUAUAUCAUCAUCAAUGCAGCUUCUAACUUGAUGGAAACCGACAGCGUCGGUGGACAGCCUUUCAAUGUGGCUUUGGAUAGCGGCUCUGCAGACUUGUGGAUCGAGUCUUCUAACUGCACGAUCCCUGGGUGCUCUGGGGUGCAUCAAUACUCUGCUUCACCUACUUUAUUCUUAACGGGUUUGAAGUUCAAGAUAUCGUACCUCGCUGGUCUCGUCUCCGGGACUAUUAUCAAGGAUACCGUUCGCCUCGCUCAAUAUGAGGUGUACUCACAAAGCUUAGGUAUAUCCCUUUCAGAUUUCCCCCAAAUGCCAUGGCUUCAACAAACCUGUUCUCAAGCGUUAGCAACGAACAUCACGAAUAUCGGACUCUCUCAAAUGGGCAUCAGCGGCAUGUUCGGACUAGCUUUUCCGAAUAUAGCCGCCAUCUCGACAGACCUGAGUAUUCCUCUGAUAUUCAAUAUUCUGAGUAAUUUAGACAUCGACUCGCGUUUCUUCGCUUUCAAGUUGGGCAGAGAUGUUGGUAAUAUACUUGGUCAAUCAUCUUUUACCAUCGGCCAGCAUGAUCCUGUCGUUUCAGAUCCCGCAGCGAUUCGUUACAUCCCCGUCUAUCCGAAAGACCUCUCAACUAACACGUACGAUUACUGGAAGAUCCCUCUCGAUGCCAUCAUCGUCAACAACCAAUCCCUCCCGCUCUCAAGGUCCCGUAUCGCUUCGUCACAAUCUCCCGUCUGCGUCUUCGAUUCCGGAACCUCUCUCAUGGUCGGACCUACAUCGGACGUCAAUCUGUUAUAUUCAAUGUUAACUUUGGGGUCACCCAAGAUGGAUGCGUCGUCUGGCCAAUGGACUUUAGAUUGCAAUGUUGCUGUGGAUGUGAUCGUUAUUCUCGGAGGACGUGCCUUUCCGGUUCACCCGUUGGAUGUCAGUUGGGAUAAGCUUUCUGAUGGAAUGGAGAGGUGUGUAGGUGGGAUUCAAGCUAAUGAUGGUGUUUUAUCAGGAGAUUGGUUAUUCGGUGAUACAGUUAUGAGAAAUAUAUACACCGCUCAUUACAUCGAAACUCAUCGCUCGCCUCCCCUUUUGGGCUUGUACAGCCUGACGACACCUUCCGUGUCGUUGCGCGAAUUCAUCCUCUCAAGAGGACCACAUUUUUCUCUCGAACCAAACGCUUUCUUCUCGGAUUCAGUCCUUCAAAUAUCGUAUCCAUCCUCCCAACUUAUGUCAUCGCCCCACUCAUACUUGCCCUUAAACCUUUUCCCAAAUGGAUCGAUCCCUCUAAACUACUACGAGCAUAAUAACGGGACUGACAUUCAUGCUGAUGGCUCGGCAGAUUCGGUUGGUGGUGCAACGUGGGGUAGGGAUGUCUUUAUCUUUGUUCUUGCAGCGACAGUGGGGUUUGCGGUCGGUGCGUUGGUGAACGUUCUUCGAACGAUCUUCGUGGGUCCGAGCAGAGUUCGGAGGGAGAUGGGAGCGGAUAUCGCUUUUGCUUCUUCUCCAUCAUCAUUUUCUUCCGAUAGUGGCCGGCGUCGGUACGCUGAAGCGGGUGGAAGCGGUGAAAGGGGAGGAAAUGGCGACCAGGCCGAUGGAGAUAGGUAUACUUCUUUGAGAAGGAUGCGUGAUUCGAGCUCUAGGUCUAGGUUGAAAGUUGUGAAUGCGGGAGGUGUGAGGUCUCCUAUACCCUUCCAGAGUUUGACGAAAGGGAGUCUGCGUAGUCAGAAGGGGGAAGGUUGGGAGAGGAUCGUGGAUAGGGGAUGA